Nematolebias whitei (Rio pearlfish) is the source of this 4513-nucleotide messenger RNA. RefSeq names its product nephronophthisis 4 (gene nphp4). The transcript is spliced from 29 exons. The record is from RefSeq and is a predicted model, not a curated record. Gene Ontology annotation, biological process: negative regulation of canonical Wnt signaling pathway; protein localization to ciliary transition zone. Lineage: Eukaryota; Metazoa; Chordata; Actinopteri; Cyprinodontiformes; Rivulidae. The coding region runs from base 112 to 4476 and encodes 1454 amino acids. Gene Ontology annotation, cellular component: ciliary transition zone; ciliary basal body; non-motile cilium.
GGCGACCGCGCGUUUGAAAAUCUUAGGCGCAUAGCAAAACAAUUCCAAGAAACCUCAACUAUCCUUUGUUUUUGUUUAUUGUAUCGCUCAAUUUAGCUUCAACUUAAAGAUAUGAUAAACACAGAAGAGUCGAACAGCACAGAAGACGGCUGGGAAGAUGUAUUUAAGAGAAACCGCUUGGUUCCCACGUCCUGUCAGACAGCCCGACUAGCUGUGGAAAACCAUUUGACUUCGUCCCACGGCUUCCAGCUCAGCAUCAACCGCCUCCAUGCACCUCACCUCCCGCAGGAAGUCUCAGUUGGGAUGGACGUGGCCUACCAGCUGCGAGCGACGCUGUUUGAUAGAAAGCACCAGCUCUUCUUUGGGAAAACAUGGAAGAGUUCACAGCAAAAGAUGAAAAACAGCAAUAUUUCCUUCAACGAGGUCUUGUACUUCCAUACAUCUUUGCUGAUACCCAGCACACUGGUUGUUCUGGAGCUGGUGUCAUUAUCCCCCAAACUGGACGGCUCCCAUCAGUGUUUGGGAAGAGGCUUCAUUGUCCUGGAGCUUUUUACUAACAGGCCAGAGGGUCUGGCUACUGAAGGGGACAGAAGGCUGGAUUUACACCAUGGAUCACCCCGAGGCCUGCUCCACCCCCUGCUCAAGGACUCUGCUGAUUACUGCAAUCUCUUGAAGAUAAUUGAUGGAGCCCAUUUGGACUGUGUGGUAAAAAAACAUCCUCCGUUGGCUUGUGUGAUGCAUCUCCUACCUGAGAAUGCCCUUGUGUCUGGUGAUGACAUCAUUCCUGGGCUUACAGCUUCUCCAACAGGUGACGCUCUGCUGAGGCCUCAGCUGGUCAAGAUGAUGCCCUUCACCCUGGAUAGACUGACCAUUUCUCUCCAGCCUUCCCUGGAGAAGUUUGAGAGCCUUCUGCUGCAGCUCAUCAAUGCCGACUGCCACAACACAAAAGAGGCCGGAGCAGAGGGUACGGAAAGGACAGUUGUCAUCCAGGAAAGGAGGCUCCACGUUGGCGUGCACAAUGGCUGGUGUUUCCUUGAUAAACCCCAAGUGGUGGUGCUGGAGCCUGUUGCUUCAGGAGUUAGAGGGCGAACAGACAGUUCCUCUAAAAAGAGCACACUGGUCAAGGACAGCUCAGCAACGUCAUCCCCCUCUCAGAUGCUGGGCCUGCGUAGCAGCCUGGAACUCAGUCUGGCCAAUGAUCAGAGUUUGGUAAUUGUCUUCCAACUGGAGUACGUCUUCUCUGCUUUGAUAAGCCGAGAUACUACGGUGUUUGCUGCCUCCACACAUCGAGCUGCCUUCUUGCAGUGCCUUCGUUGGGGAAUUUGGUGCCCCUUCCUGAAACCAUCUAUCUGGAAAGACAAAGAGAUCCAGCUUGUUCUGCUUGGAGGUGCAAAGCCAAACCCUUAUGGAGUGAUGGUCUACAGCACAGAGACCUCCAAAACCCAGAGCCCCAAACCAGUCUCUGUUUCAAGCACAUUGCAGGAGGACUCUGAGGCAAAAGACAUGAUACGAUUUUGGCUAUUGUCCAGGCUGGAACGGAAGGCAUCCAGUCCAAGGGUACCUGAGAGGACAAAGAAGGAGGAUGUGUCACAUCAGAGAAAAUCACCUUCGUCACCCUCACAGAGUCAAAAACUAAUUCCAAAGGCUUCUCCUCCAGAUUCUCCUCAAGGUCCUGGGCUCUCGCUCUCUCAACUGGCAGCUACUUCACGCUACCCGACCAUCAGCCACUCCAGCUCGGCGUUGCCUUGGCAACAGUCAUUUCCUUCUCUGCUCCAUCCUUCCCCGUUGGCAUCAGCCCACCAGCUGUCACAUGUCGCCUUCUCAGCUGUCAGCAACAUCACCCACCUGGAAAUGGACCUUCAGCGAGAUGCCGAUGAGCCACCGUCCAUGCAGGAUGAAGGAGCCCAACUUCAGGAGCUGCCCUUCACCCCUGUUCAUGCUCCUGUUAUUACUUUAGGAAUGAAUGUGCCCAGUUCCUGUUCAGUCAGCUCGAGGAGCUCACUGGCUCACCUCUUCUCUGCUGGCUUUCCUGAAAUCGUCGACUGCAGUGGCCAGGUGGCAGAAGUCCUGGACCCCACGGAACCUCUGCCUUUUGACCCCCAGCGGGAAGAGACUGACCUUUUACAGGGAAACCUGCUGGUGUUUCAGUUUUUGGCAUUUACCAGAAUACCAACAGCAGGUGUUGGUCCUGACUGGCCUGGAAACAUCCAUGUUACCUUCCAGUUUUAUCGCUUCCCACCAGUUACAUCGCAGCAGCUCAAACUUCUGACCAAUGAUAAGGUUCAGCACAAAGCCAGUGAGACACUUCCCUGUGUGCUGGCCUCCGUCAACAAAGAUGCAUCUGUUAAUUCUGGCACUCCAGGUCUGCAGAUGCAGUUCAGAGUAGACAACAGGUUCCUGAGACCAGGAGAGAAGUGCUGGUUCCUUCGCUACCUUGCUCUCCACACCAUGCACAUCGACGUCUGGGACAGUGACUCAUUGCUCCUCAUAGGCUCCACUGCUGUUGAGCUCAAGUACAUGUUGCGUCACGGUAAAUCUGCUGUUCAGGCCCUUCAUAAGUUAGAGAUACUGACCACCGAUUAUGUGGGAGAGGAGACUUUACUGACUGAUUCAGAUUUGGGACCAUGCUCAUCCAGCCCGAUGACUGUUCGCACCAUCGUCAGAGGCUGGCUUCACUUGCGAACAGGCAACAUAGGAUGUCCAGCAGACUCUAACGGGAAGAAAUCUGAAGAAAACAUUUUACCUCAUUCUCACAUCAUCACACCUCGAGAAGUAACCAGUGGCUUCAGAGGAGGAAGCUUGUCUCCCAGAAACACCUUCCAGCUCAAUGCCAGGAACACUGCACAAGCACACAGGCUGGAGAAAGGCGAGGAUCGCAUGCUGUUAUACAGCCGGAACCGAGCCGACGCCAGAAUGCUAGAACAACGGAACCUAAAGGAUACUGACGUCGAGCGCCGGAAGCUGGACUGCAUGGCUGCCGUGCAUCAACGGGAAGCCAAGGAAAAUUCUGAAGCAGCUGAAAUGAUGGGUCACACAAUGGACGUCCAGUUGACCAGAGAGCAUCAAGCCAGAUCCAGCAAAGCAAACGGCAAGGCAGAGGGAAUCACCAACAUGCUGAGCCAGGCCAUCACCACGCAGCACCUCCUCUAUGCCAGCCUGGGCUCUGCUGAAUACAUGGAGUUUGUCCUUAAAAAUCCUUUCAAUGUGCAUCAGUCGGUCACUAUUCUUAGUGAUGACUCAGAGCUCAGUGUCAUCACCGACACCGAGGAGUGGCGUCACUUCAAAGCACUAACCAAAACUCCUACCCCAGUGGAAGAGAACUUGUUUCAUAUAAAGGAUGGUGCCGCAGGUCCUCAGGUUUACCUUCGGCCCAAAGAAACUGUCCACAUUCCUCUGAAAUACCAGAGCUUCAUAUGCAACCACACCUUGGCCAUGCAGGGACCAAGCUUCGUGCCUACAGGAAAAGGUUCUCGCACGGCCAAAAAGAAUCUGUCCAAUAUUAUUAUUGCCAAAACCAUCAAGGUAACCUUCAGGUCAUUAGAUGGCAAGCCAAUGGCCAUCUGCCAAGUGAAUGUGGAGCCAACACCCCACGUUGUGGACCAAACUUUCAGACUUUACCACCCAGAACUUUGUUUCCUGAAGAAGGCAAUCCGCCUGCCACCAUGGGAUGACCCCACAGAAGACCCAAAUUCCAGGACUCAUAUUUCUGUUCGCUGCAGUGACCCUAAUAUCAUCUGCCAGACAAGGAUGCUGGUGCCAGGAGAGCCACAGGAUGUGUACUUGAAAGUGCCUGGGAGUCCCAGUCCACAUAUAAAGAUGUUCUUUGUAAUGGUCUUCGUUGAUAAGUGGAUGGCAGUGCCUUCCCAGGUCUGGCAGAUUUACGUGCAUUUUCUGGAGCGGGUGGACGUGAGCUGUGUCACUGGCCAGCGGAGCUGUCAGUCACUUGUUCUGAGAGGAAAGCAAACUAUUCGCAAGAUUAAAUGUUUCUCGUCACACCCUCAGGAAAUUGAGGUGGACCCAGCUGGCAUGUUUGUUUUGCCUCCUGCAGCUGUGCAGGAGCUCCAGUUAAGGGUCCAACCAUGGCGGGCGGGUAGCCGCUUCUUAUAUUUAAAUGCAGUAGAUAUGGAUCAACAAAGGCUGGUCACUGCUUGGCUUAUAUGUCUUAAUGUCCACCGUCCAGUUCUGUCCAAGGCAUUUGAAGUGUGUGUCCCAGUUAGUGGUGGCCGUGGCAGCUCCAGGAAGAUCACUUACACCAACCCUUACACCAGAAGUCACACAUUUGUGCUCCGCUCGGACCACCCGGACCUGCUCCAGUUCAAAGAGGAUAAAUUUCAGAUUGGUGGUGGAGAGAGUUACACCAUCGGGUUGCGAUUCGCUCCCAGCCAGAGUCCAGGCUCCGCAGAGAUCCUCGUCUACGUGAACAACCUGGAGGAGAAAACAGAGGAGACCUUCUGUGUGAAAGUCAACUAUUCAUGAGCAGCAGUGGGGAGAACGUUGACCAAACUGGAUUUCA